UCCGUCUUCGCCCCGGUAUCGAGGAAUGCACUCCCAUCAUGCUGUUGAGCUGUCUCAAGUGUCUCCGAGCCCACGAGGACGUAAAGGUGCUCACCUCCACAGAAGAGUGGGAUCGUCACGGCGAGGAUGCCCGUGACGGCGAGGUCGCGCUGGAGGUUGUGACAGAGCAUGGUGACAUUGAAGGUGCAUCUGCGCUGGCUGAGUUGCACAUCGAAGGGCUCCUUCGGGAUUGGCCUGACGCCGACGACCCCCGUGCGGCCGGGUUUUACAUGGCGGUUUAUUCUCGUGAGCGUGUUUCGGAUGCCGAGAGUAAUGUUGAGGAGCAUGUCGAUCAAGUCGAUGCAGACCUUGAGGCUUGCACGCAGAGCCUCCGGCUUGCCGAGAUCGGGUCUUUUGGAGAGGACUUGGAUACUGCAGUGGCAGCGUUGGACGAUUGGCAUAUGUGCGAGAAAUAAGUGGAGUGGCUGUUAGAGUGGCUUUUCAUGGAUAGGGAUAGGGAUAAUAAUUGGGAGUUGGUUAUUUUCUUGCAUCUGCGCAGGUUCUAUCUAUUUUUCAUCUCCUCUCUUCCUCCCUUCUUCUCUUCAAGAUUGUAUUGUAAAAUAUUGUGUGUAUCCUAUGUUUGUACUCUGAGGAUAGACUCAUCUUGAGGCCUUAGCCAAACCCAGGAUUGUGGACUCGUUUCCGUGGUUCCAGAUAUAUCCACAUUAUUCAGCGAUCAUCCCACCUUGCAGUGGUGCCAGAUCAAGUAAACGCCACCCCAAG
Aspergillus candidus is the source of this 762-nucleotide messenger RNA. RefSeq lists its product as uncharacterized. The transcript has 2 exons. Bases 39 to 455 code for a protein of 138 amino acids. NCBI's taxonomy places the organism in Eukaryota, Fungi, Ascomycota, Eurotiomycetes, Eurotiales, Aspergillaceae. The record is from RefSeq and is a predicted model, not a curated record.